AUGGCCUCCCAUCAGAACGAUGGCAUCGACGAUGAGGACCUCACGGUUCAUGCGUGCUGCGCGCCGCUCGAGAGCUUCACCCGACCCGUCAACGUCAGUGAAAUAAGCGAGGACGAGCGGAGACCCUUCUUCCACUGGCCUUACUUUGGGCCUCUGCUGGUUGAGAAUGAGAGCAGUGAUGCGAGGGAUCACUGCGCAAACGAGAGAACGUUCCUCUCAUACCUACGCCUCUCAAUCUACAUGGCCAUCGUAUCGGUUGCCAUCACCCUCUCCUUUCACCUCAAGACCGAGGCGACGCCGCUGGAGCUGCGCAUGGCCAAACCCCUCGGCACCAUUUUCUGGGCCCUGUCCGUCAUGACCCUGUUUGCCGGCAUGGGCAACUACAUCACAACUGUCAACAAGUAUAGCCGUAGAGCGGCAAUCGUGCAGAUUGGUUGGAAAACACAUGCCAUAUUCAGCAUCACAGCUGUAGCCAUCAUAGGAACUUGCCUCAUCCUGCUUGUCAUUGCCAAGAUUCGCAACUCAAGUUCAUGA
Fusarium keratoplasticum is the source of this 534-nucleotide messenger RNA. Its product is annotated as DUF202 domain-containing protein. NCBI's taxonomy places the organism in Eukaryota, Fungi, Ascomycota, Sordariomycetes, Hypocreales, Nectriaceae. The transcript has 5 exons. The record is from RefSeq and is a predicted model, not a curated record. The coding region runs from base 1 to 534 and encodes 177 amino acids.